AUGUUUUGGGUAAAGGUGGCAUUCACCAGCGCACUUUGCGCCAUUCUAUUUACCGCAAAUGGGUUCGUCACGGCCGACCAAGGCGAUUGCGAGCUUCCUUCCGGACUACGUGAAGAAAUAGCUCAGUAUCAGCCGGUAGUGGACUCGAUUUUCCAACACAUCGUGUCGGGUGAGUAUGCGGGCAAAACCUGGCAGAGUUUGCUGGAGUUCACGGAUCGAUUUGGACCACGGCUUACCGGAACAAAACAGCUGGAGGAUGCGAUCGAUUAUGCAGUCCAGGAGAUGAUCGCAGAAGGACUCGAUAAUGUGCACACAGAGGAAGCUGUUGUGUCGCACUGGCAGCGCGGAAGAGAAUGGGCGGAACUGGUUGAUCCUUUCAAGAAGAAUUUGCCCAUGCUGGGACUAGGAAAAUCCGUCGGUACUCCUCCAGAGGGCAUUACAGGAGAGGUGAUUGCAGUGGAAUCAUUCGAAGAAUUUAAACAACUAACCAUAGAUCAAGUGAUGGGAAAGAUUGUGGUUUUUGCUCCUGCUUGGACUGGCUAUGGUCCGACUGGCCGUUAUCGAUACGAAUCAGCAUCAGUGGCAGCAAGAAAGGGGGCUAUCGCUGUGUUGUUACGGUCAAUGACGCCUUUCUCUAUUGGAACGCCCCACACUGGAAUUUUACGGUAUGAUCCGGAUGUUCACCGUAUACCCGCCGCCGCAAUAACGGUUGAAGAUGCAAUGCUGUUACUGCGGAAGUUCCGACGUGGGGAGAAGUUGAUAAUUCAUCUUAAAAUGGAAGCAAUCAAUUUGGAACCUACGAUAUCUCGGAAUACGAUCGGUGAACUGGAGGGACAUACUUUUAAAAACACCUCCGUAGUGGUCGUUUCCGGUCACAUGGACAGUUGGGAUGUGGGCACUGGCGCUUCGGACGACGCUGGAGGCGUGCUUAUUUCAUGGAAAGCUAUAUCAUUCCUGAAGGCAAUGGGACUGCGAGCACGUCGUACAAUUCGAGCCAUUUAUUGGACGGCCGAGGAACAGUACUUAGAAGGAGCGAGCAUAUACGAAAGGUAUCACGCUGAGGAUGAAAAACAGGAGUUUAACGUGUUCUUUGAAUCCGAUUCGGGUACGUAUGAAGCUGUUGGACUCGACUUUUCCGGAAACCUCGCAGCACAGUGCAUUUUUGCGGAAGUGGCUAAGUUGAUGACGGGCUUCGACGAAUUCACAUAUACAGAAGGAAUCGUAGGAUCAGACAUCGGUAACUGGGUAGGAAGAGGUUUUCCAGGCGUGUCUUUGCGUGAUAAGAAUGAAAAAUACUUUUGGUAUCAUCAUACAGAGGGGGACACGAUCGAGCUGGAAGAUCCUGUUGCUUUGGACAAAAUCACUGCUCUAUGGGCUGCUACUGCGUACGUGAUCGCAGAUUUAAGCAUUGAUAUCCCCAAAAAUGUGGUUCAUUACAGUUACGAAUCACGAGAAAACUAA
Messenger RNA from Anopheles marshallii, 1461 nucleotides. Its product is annotated as carboxypeptidase Q-like. NCBI's taxonomy places the organism in Eukaryota, Metazoa, Arthropoda, Insecta, Diptera, Culicidae. The transcript has 3 exons. Gene Ontology annotation, molecular function: metallodipeptidase activity. The record is from RefSeq and is a predicted model, not a curated record. Bases 1 to 1461 code for a protein of 486 amino acids. Gene Ontology annotation, biological process: proteolysis; peptide catabolic process.